AUGUUCACCGCCACGAUCCUCUCAUCACUACUCGCAGCCACGGUGCUGGCCGCUCCCGCCCCUCAGCAAGAGUUCAACAGCUACGACGAGUUCCGCCAGCUCCUCCUCGCCGAGCCCGGUCGCCACAUGGAAGAGAUCGACGGCAUGUACGUCCUCCUCGACGGCGCCAAUGCCACAAUCGCGACCGCCGGGCCCAAGUACAACUGGGCGAUGCACACGGCCAUCGACGAGAAGCAGUGCCUGCAGUACUCCAAGGUACUCAUGCUACCGAACAACACCCUCAGCAAACCCAUGAACGAUGGUGCUCUCUUCGCUUUUUGUAACGGGGAGGCCUGCCUCACGCCGGGCAUGCCGGGGAAGUGCGCCACUAUCCACGGGUGCACACUGUGCAGCUCGAGGUCGGUUUGUAUCUAG
Messenger RNA from Trichosporon asahii var. asahii CBS 2479, 414 nucleotides. RefSeq lists its product as uncharacterized. The record is from RefSeq and is a predicted model, not a curated record. The transcript has a single exon. NCBI's taxonomy places the organism in Eukaryota, Fungi, Basidiomycota, Tremellomycetes, Trichosporonales, Trichosporonaceae. Bases 1 to 414 code for a protein of 137 amino acids.